Molecule: messenger RNA, 1049 nt
Organism: Tarenaya hassleriana
Lineage: Eukaryota; Viridiplantae; Streptophyta; Magnoliopsida; Brassicales; Cleomaceae
Exons: 1
Coding region: 33-785 (250 amino acids)
Source: RefSeq, a predicted model, not a curated record
AAUUCGGAGGAGACGUCAGAGCGCUUUUUUAAAUGCAACGAACGCCAAACUUCAUAUCCUCAGCCCUCUCCCUCCCUUCGACAAUGGAAGACAGUGAAGAGGAAGCCCCGUGGAAGAUCUUCUUCUCUUGUACCAUCCCUCUCUACUGUCUGAUUCUUCUCUACUUCCCUCAAGAUUUUCUCCGAUUCCUUCUCUCUCCCGUUCUUCUCAUCACCGGAGCCCUCCUCGUCUCCCUCCUCCGUCUCGGGUCGACCCGAGAUUCCGAUUCCCGACCCGGGAAAAGCUCCGGUAACAGAGGAAAUCCAGGUGUCGAGAGGACGGAAGAAUCCGGGGUUUCGACUCGAGAACCCGAAUGGAGUUCAUGCAAAGCCGAAUCCGACAUGGGUUUUGAUCAGAACCCGGAUUUCGUCGAUAAUUUCGUCGAAUGGAACGUGAGAGCUCCGUUGGAGGUGAUACACGAAGCUUACAGCGAAGAAGACGAAGACGAAGAAGAUGAUCGAUCCGUUGUGGGUGAAAAGGACCCGACCCGGUUAGGGAGAAUGGAGAGAUUCCCGUCUCUGUCGCUGUGUUACCCGGAAUCGGAUUCCGAUUCGUCGUCGGAAUCGGAUUUUCCGGCGAUGUGCGGUUGGGUUACGCCGGAAAACGUAAGGUACAGAUGGGAGGAAGACGAGGGAGAAGGACUAAUCGAGAUAAGGCUUGAUGAACAACAUAACAAGGGAAAGCAAGUAGAGUACGAUUUCCAUGCAGAAGAAGAGAGUUUGAUCGAGAUCGAUCUUUCGCCAUGAGAGAUUCAAAAUUAAAUUCCAAGCGGAAAUUAUAUAAAAAAAAAUAUAAUACUAAGAUUUUUGGCUCACCCUGUUACCGUCCGUACGAUUUCGAUUUUAUAUGAGCAUAAUAUUAGUAUACAACAUAUAUGGAAGAUGCACAAACUGUAAUGUGACAAAGCAAGGCUAGAACUAGUGUCUGUCAAAUUUUAAUUUGAUUGUGAAUUUUUACUUUUUGUUUGAGAAUUAACAUUAUAAAUCAAAGUAUCUUAAUCAUUUUGUAUA